Messenger RNA from Bombina bombina (fire-bellied toad), 1169 nucleotides. RefSeq names its product mitochondrial ribosomal protein S5 (gene MRPS5). Lineage: Eukaryota; Metazoa; Chordata; Amphibia; Anura; Bombinatoridae. Gene Ontology annotation, cellular component: ribosome. Bases 106 to 933 code for a protein of 275 amino acids. Gene Ontology annotation, biological process: translation. The record is from RefSeq and is a predicted model, not a curated record. Gene Ontology annotation, molecular function: structural constituent of ribosome; RNA binding. The transcript is spliced from 8 exons.
GAAAUAGGAUUCGUUAUUUCUUCCAUACAGCUAGUCUGUGUAUUUUGGAAUAAAGGAAUAGCGAGAAGGGUUAUACAGGCGUGGAUACGAUAACCUUAGACAGACAUGGCGGCGCUGAGGUUGUGCAGUAGUGUCCUCCGCACUGCUUAUAGAGGUGGAACCUCUAUACCAGUUGCAAGAAGCAGCUGCCCUUACAAUAAUUUGGCAAAAGCUCUUCAGUCACAGUGUUUUAUAUCUGAGCCUCGCAUUGUUACAGCUCAACAAAUCAGACAUAGCAGCUUCUUCAACAAAUGUGAGUAUCUUAAGAAGGAGGUGAAAAAUGUUUUUAAUAUGACAGCCAAGGAAGGAAGAAAAAAAUCUGUUAGUGCCUUGGUGGUUGUCGGUAACGGCAACGGAGUAGCAGGUUUUGCACUGGGGAAAGCCACUGACAGAAUGGUAGCACUUAGGAAAGCAAAGAAUAGAGCAAUACACUAUCUGCACUAUAUAGAGAGAUAUAAUGAUCAUACGAUAUAUCAUGACGUCACCACGUCUUUUAAAAGAACAAGAAUAAGAAUGAAGAAACAGAACGUAGGUUAUGGUCUUCAUUGCCACCGGGCGAUUAUUACCAUUUGCAAAUUACUUGGAAUCCAAGAUAUGUAUGCUAAGGUUUCUGGAUCCACAAACCUGCUUAACCUCACAAGAGCAUUUUUUCUUGGACUGUCAAAGCAGGAGACUCACCAACAGUUGGCAGACAAGAAAGGUCUUUAUGUAGUAGAAUUUAGAGACGAGUGUGGACCCCUUCCUCGUAUUGUUGCUUCACCCCAGGGAGCACUUAGAAAAGAUCCAGAACCUGAAGGCGAAGUUCCGAAUACCAAACUGGACUGGGAUGAAGUUAAAUCAGCUCAGGGAAUGAAACGUUCCAAAUGGGCAAAUGUCAAAAGGACAAUAUGGUGAAGGACAAUUGAAAACCUGCAGCGAUGGAGAAGUAAUACACUGUAAAUUGUGUUCAGUAUUUUUUCUGUCAUAAUUAUGAUGGUGAAAUACUUCCACCGUAUGUAAACGUUGAUUAUGCAACAAAGUAUGGUGAUAACUGUAAAGUAGUGCUUCAGUUUGUCCAGCAAAAACCUCAUACUUCAUGCUCACUUCUGUGAAUUGUCAAAUAUAAAUAAAGCUUUUUUUUUCAGAUAUAA